Messenger RNA from Papaver somniferum (opium poppy), 1167 nucleotides. RefSeq lists its product as uncharacterized. The transcript is spliced from 4 exons. The record is from RefSeq and is a predicted model, not a curated record. NCBI's taxonomy places the organism in Eukaryota, Viridiplantae, Streptophyta, Magnoliopsida, Ranunculales, Papaveraceae. Bases 1 to 1167 code for a protein of 388 amino acids.
AUGAAGAAAAUGAUGGUAGUGAAGAUGGAUAUCACUGAUGAGAAAUACAAACUAAAGGCCAUGAAAUCGGCUUCGGGUUUCGUAGGGGUUGAUUCCAUAUCAUGGGAUAUGAAAGAAGCACAGAAGAAACUGACAAUAAUUGGAGAUAUUGAUCCUGUAGAUAUUGGCGACAAUUAUGGAUCUUGGGUACGAGGAAUCACCAAGGCUCUCAACGCCAAAGGAAAACUUGGAUUCGUGGAUGGUACUCUCCCUCCUCCUAGUGAUGAACUCGCCUACCAGUGCUGGAAGAGGUGUGACGAUCUGGUGGGAAGUUGGCUUCUGAAAUCAUGCCAACCUGAUAUCCGGGCAAGCUGCUUAUACGCUCCUUCAUCUCAUGCAAUAUGGAAGGAUUUACAGAUGAGAUUUUAUAUCUCUAAUGCACCUAUCUUGUUUAGAUUGAAAUCUGCAAUUGUUGCCAUACGACAAGAAUCGAUGUCAGUAUCUUUAUACUACACAAAAAUCAAGACACUGUGGGAUCAAUAUGAUUCUCUUGUCGCUGUCACUGAGGUGUGUAUUUGUGGAGCUGGGAAGUCAUUGCUUGAACGUCUAGAACGUGACAGAGCCAUGGAGUUCCUUCAAGGCUUGCAUGAUAGGUUUUCUAACCUCAAAAGUCAUAUUCUGCUAAUGGAUUCAUUACCCGCUGCUCUUCGUAUCUUCAAUAUGGUGCAGCAGGAAGAAGAUCAACAACAUAUAACUGCCAGUCCACUUCCAACCAUUGAGUCUGCUGCUCUCAAUGUCAAUCUUCAAGCUCCACCAGCUGCUCGUGCAUCUACCAACCAUAACAAGCGACUUAGACCACACUGUGAUUAUUUUAACCGGCACGGUCAUGUGCGUGACAGAUGCUACCGCUUACAUGGAUUUCCAUCGCCUUCUGCACCACCUUCCAUUGCUGCAAACACUACUUCCAUUCCUCAGGAAUCUCACUCUGCUCAACAUCCUGUUGUCCCAGCGUUUUCAGCUGAACAGUACUCGCGUCUUCUUGCUUUGAUCAAUCCACCAUCUGAAGAUGUGACAAUGGAACCGCGUGUUAACUUUACUGGCAUUGUGAUGCAUGCUGGCAUUGACAGAAAUGUUGUCAAAAGAGAGCCAGACCCAAAGAGUAGUAACAGAACUGCUAUAUGGGUUUGA